Messenger RNA from Heteronotia binoei (common prickly gecko), 2321 nucleotides. RefSeq names its product amyloid beta precursor protein binding family A member 3 (gene APBA3). Bases 1 to 2289 code for a protein of 762 amino acids. Gene Ontology annotation, cellular component: dendritic spine; plasma membrane; cytoplasm. The transcript has 11 exons. Gene Ontology annotation, molecular function: amyloid-beta binding; protein binding. Gene Ontology annotation, biological process: chemical synaptic transmission. Lineage: Eukaryota; Metazoa; Chordata; Lepidosauria; Squamata; Gekkonidae. The record is from RefSeq and is a predicted model, not a curated record.
AUGGACACCCAGACAGAGAUGGUCUCAGGGCAUGAGGUGCCCACAGAGGCCCUGGGGGCUCCUCCGAUGGAUUUAGGGGAGAACUCCACAGGAGCCGAAGAAGCUCCAUCGUACAACUCAGGGGAAGAUGUCUGCUCCAUCCCACAACAGCUUGGAAGCCUGCAGGCCGUUCCUGGGCCCAGCAAUGUGGAAUCCAGGCUCUGUGAUCCUGAGACACAGGAAGAUCCAGUCACCAUGGAGAGGCCUGGAUGGUUUUCAGACCCCCAAAAUGCCAGUCCUCAGGCAACUACAGAAGAGGGAUCCAGGAAUGUGGUGGGAGUUGUGGGAGAUCUCGCUGCAGACACUGCGGCCUUGGAGGGUAGCUCAAGCUGGGCCAGGAAUACAAACCAGGACUUGGAGGCAGAGGGCAAGCCUCCGGCCCCACUGGGGGCUGAUCAGCUCAUGGAUUUAGAGGAGGGGGGAAGAGAAGACUGUGCAGAGGCCGACCAGAGCCAGCUGCAAGGUCUCCUGGCCCAGCUCCAAAGACUCAGCCCCAAUGCAGAAGACGAUGGGGAGGAUGGGGAGGAGGGCCAGACUUUUGAGGAUGAGAGAGGCCCGCUGCUCCGGCCCGCAGGCCAGACCGAGUGCCAGGGGCUGCCGGGGGAAUGCGCCCCCUGCCCACUGCACCUGGCUAUGAGGCACACCUUGGGAGUGGCUUCCCACCGGUUCCUGCAACCCACCCGUGGCUGGAGGGGCCGGGGAAGCCACGGGCUGCUAUCAGCUGAGGCGGAUCGUGAGGACCUGCUGAGCCUCUUGCACUUCGAAGAGGGACCCCCCGUGGAGCAGAGUGACCAGACGCCCCUGGCUCACUCCAGCGUGAUGGUGGGUUCGAGCUGCCAGCUGGCCCAGGACAAAGGGAACGCUGGUGGCCUGGAGAUGCCAGAGUGGCCUGAGAGGCCUCCGGAUCCCACCCUUCAGAGCUCGGAGCAGCUGGAAAUGGAAGGGCCCCGUCCUGCCAGUGGGGCUGCUGGCGAAGUCCUGGAUCCCAGUCUGGAGUCCUCCUCAGACCCAAGGUGGAGAGCAGUGGCAGAAGGUUCCAGCCUUCGGGGAGAACCACCCCGCCCUGCAGAUGGAGCUAAUAAAGCCGAUCUGUCUUCCUUCCCGGUUUACAAGGAAGUACCAGGUCCUUGCGAGCCUGAGGAUCUACUAGAUGGAGUCAUCUUUGGGGCCAAAUACCUGGGCUCCACCCAGCUGAUCUCAGAGAGGACCCCUCCCACCAGCGUCCGAAUGGCCCAGGCCCAGGAAGCUGUGGACAGGAUAAAGGCUCCAGACGGAGAAUCUCAGCCCAUGACAGAAGUGGAUCUCUUUGUCUCCACACAGAGGAUUAAAGUUCUCACAGCAGACUCUCAGGAAGCCAUGAUGGACCAUCCCCUCGCCACCAUUUCAUACAUAGCUGAUAUUGGCAAUAUCGUGGUGCUCAUGGCCCGAAGGAAGCUACCUCGCCAGGCAGAUGCUUCUGUGGAAAAGCAGCUCUACAAAAUGAUCUGCCACGUCUUCCACUCGAUUGAUGCUCAGUUGAUAGCCCAGGCAAUUGGCCAGGCCUUCAGCGUGGCGUACCAGCAGUUCCUGCGUGCUAGCGGCAUUGACCCCACCCAGGUUGGUCCGCGCCGGUACGAUGAUGAUGACGACGACGGACUGACCGCAGGGGAGGACCUAUACAAUGGGGAUUUGGCUCACUUCUCCAAGCAAGAGAACUGUAAGGAAGUCUUCAUCCGCAAACAGAAGGGGGAGAUCUUGGGGAUUGUGAUUGUCGAGUCCGGCUGGGGCUCCAUCCUGCCCACUGUGGUCAUCGCCAACCUGAUGCACGGGGGAGCGGCAGAGACGUCGGGGAGCUUGAGCAUCGGAGACCGCAUCAUGUCCAUCAAUGGGACCAGCCUGGUGGGGCUGCCCCUUGCCACAUGCCAGAACAUCAUACGGGAUUUGAAAAACCAGACCGAAGUGACCUUGAAGGUUGUGCACUGCCCCCCAGUAACCACGGCCAUUGUUCGGCGACCAGACACAAAAUACCCUCUGGGAUUCUGCGUGGAAAACGGCAUUAUCUGUAGCCUCAUGCGUGGUGGGAUUGCAGAGCGGGGCGGCAUCCGGGUAGGACACCGCAUCAUCGAGAUCAACGGGCAGAGCGUAGUAGCCAUGCCACACGAGAAGAUCAUCCAGAUCCUUACCCAGGCUGUCAGUGAGGUACACAUCAAGACGAUGCCGGCUUCAACCUACCGUCUCCUGACCGGCCAAGAGCAGCCGGUGUUCCUCUGAAAGGAGCAAACCCAGAUGUCUCUCGUGUCCAC